GUUGCUCACCAGUAGCCUUAAAACACGAAGAAGAAGAACGACGAAGAGGAAGAGGAGCCCGCCAAAUUUAAAGGAUGUAAACAAUAUUAGCUAAGCUUCUGUAAUUUUACUUUGAAAACAAGAUAUUGUUCACUCUGUUCGGGUUUGUUAAACCCGGUUUGUAACGUUUGCCAUAAUGAGCUCCAGUGGAAAAGGACCUGGAGAUUCAACACUUCUUGCUGCCAGCGGAGACAGCGAUUCCAUUAAAGUCUUUGUACGAGUGCGACCUCUGACCCAAGGUACUGGGCUGACCACAGACGGGGAUCAGAGUCUGUGUCUGAACGUCAGCUCACCCAACACCAUCCGUCUGCUCUCAAAACCAGAACCACGGACUUUCACCUAUGACCAUGUGGCAGAUAUGGACACGUCUCAGGACUCAGUUUUCAACAGCGUGGCCAGAAAUAUUGUUGAGUCUUGCAUGAAUGGAUAUAAUGGUACUAUAUUUGCUUAUGGACAAACGGGCUCUGGAAAAACAUUUACCAUGCUUGGUCCGUCUGAGCUGGACAACUUCACAGACGAGCUGAGGGGCGUCAUACCUCGAAGCUUCGAGUACCUGUUUUUUCUCAUUGGUAGAGAAGUGGAAAGGUCUGGAAAGUCCAAAAGUUUCCUCUGCAAAUGUUCAUUUAUUGAGAUCUACAACGAACAGAUUUAUGACCUGCUGGAUUCAGCCUCUGCCAGCCUCUUCCUCAGAGAGAACAUUAAGAAGGGUGUGUUUGUGGAAGGAGCUGUGGAGAAGUUUGUGAACUCAGCAGCUGAAGCCUAUCAGGUUCUCUCUAUGGGCUGGCGCAACCGACGUGUGGCCUCCACCUCCAUGAACCGAGAGUCCUCCAGAUCUCACGCAGUGUUCACCAUGACUCUUGAGUCCAAGGAGUCCCGCAAUGAGGUGGUGAACAUCCGAAGGUCUCAGCUGAAUCUGGUGGAUCUGGCCGGAUCUGAAAGACAGAAAGACACCCACACCGAAGGGUCCAGACUCAAGGAGGCUAGCAGCAUCAAUCGCUCGCUCAUGUGCCUGGGUCAGGUCAUUAUGGCUCUGGUGGAUGUGUCCAACGGGAAGAGCCGACACAUCUGCUACAGGGACUCUAAACUCACCUUCUUGCUCAAGGAUUCUCUUGGAGGAAAUGCAAAGACCUACAUCAUAGCUAACGUGCACCCUGGUUCAAAGUGUUUUGGAGAAACACUGUCCACGUUACAGUUUGCCCAGAGAGCAAAGCUGAUCAAGAACAAGGCUGUUAUUAAUGAGGACACACAGGGAAAUGUGAAGCAGUUACAGGCUGAAGUGAAGAAGCUGAAGGAGCAGCUUGCUCAGGCUCUGACCUCUUUGGGAGGAGACUCUGCACCGGGAGGACCUCAGCCUCUCAUGGGUCCCUCAGCUGAAAACCAACAAGAUGUUUUGUAUAAAGGGAAAUAUAUGGCUGCUGUGCGCCUGUGGAAGAAGCAAAACGGGGAGAAGAAGAUCCUGCUCAAGAAGGUGGCUCAGCUGGAGGAGGCCUGGACCCAAAAGGACAAGUUCAUUCACUCCAGCAGAAUGAUCAUCAGGUUUAGAGAGGACCACAUCUCCCGUCUGGAGAAGAAGCUAAAGGCGGGGCAAAGCUCGCUGUCAGACGCUGAGUCGCAGGCUUUGAUUGACCAGCUGAAAGAAGAAAUUAAGAUCUUAAGUGAUCAGGUUGACCAUCAUCCAAAGAUGACUCGAUAUGCAGCAGAGAAUUACAGCCUCAGAGAAGAGAACCGUCUGCUGCGUUCUCUUGAAUCUGUGCUAAAAGCUGAAGAAGUUUCCACCCAAGUUGCAGCUGAGUUGGAGGAGGCCUUUCAGCGGGUGCUGGAGUCAGAAAAACUCACAGAAGUUUCCACUGCGUCUUCAACAUCUUCUGCAACAGAUUGUGCGUCUGCAGCCACAGUGGAAAAGCUGAGCGCAAAACUGCUGCAGAAACAGUCGGACCUCACAGCUGCCCUGCAGGCUUUCGAGGAGUACAAAGACGUCACAAAGAAACAACUGUCUCAGCUGCAGUCUGACAAAAGAUACCUGGAGAAGUCCAAUAGGCACUUGGAAAACAUUUUGGAAGCUACUCAUGCCUGCAAAAAACAUGAAGUCUCUGAGCUGAACAGAAUUCAUGUUGAAACUAUAAAGAUUCUCACCACACCCACUAAAGCGUACAACCUGCGGUCCCGGUUCGUGCCGCUUUCCAGUCCAGAACAUCUGAGCGGGUUUGACAACGAUGGAGAAGACAUCUGGUCUGAGCAGCCUCCGUCAGACAUGACUGAGAUGGCCCUGACGGAGGAGCUGCGCCAAGUGCAGGAUCAAGUGAGUCGUGUCCAAACACAGCUGAGUGAAGAGGAGAUUAACAACAGCAAGUUGUUGCAGCAAAUUGCAAAACUUGAGGAGCAGAUUGCUGUGAUUUCUCAGGAGUCUGACCAAAAAGAGGAGCAACUUCUUGCAGAACGAACCAAUAGGAACAAAGAUCAGCUCACCUUUAGGGAAACUGUUAACAGUCUGCAGCAGAGCCUUCAGUCUGAUCAACAAGCUGCAGAAGUUCUGAGGAGUGAGAUCAGAGAUCUACGGUUGGUCCUCCAGUCGUCCGACAAGGAGCUGGACUGUGUGAAGAACGAGCUCAGAGACGCUCGGAGUGAGCAUCAGGAGGAGAUGAGUCGGCUUUCCAGCAACUUGAUCAGCACACAGCUCCAACUUGACAAAGUCCAACUGGAGUGGGAGCAGCUUCUGGAGCAGCACCGAACUCUGCAGGAUUCCUGCGACCAGCUGCAAGCGGAGGCCAAGUUUGAGGCUGAUCAGGCACGGCAGGAACUGUGCAACAGGCAGAAGGAGGCCGACCAGCUGAAAGUGGAGGUCUUGGAUUUAAAUAAUUCGCUGCAAGCCGAGCAGGAGCGCACAAGGAGUCUGAUGUCGCAGCUGAGAGAAAACAAAGAAAGCACGUUGAAGGAGCUGGUUGAAACCAUGGAGCAGAACACACAGCUUAGAAAACAAGCCUCAGACUUGACUCUACAAAAUCAACAACUGUCAUCCAAACUCGCUGAUCUGGAGCAGAAUCUAACUUCUGCCAAUGGAACGAUUACCAGCUUGGAGCAGGAGAUUAAACAUGACAAAGACGUUCUGUUAGACCUCAUGAACCAAACCAGAGAUCUUCGUGCUGAGCUGAGCCAGAAGGAGGAGACCAUCAUUCAUCUGUCUGGAGAAAUUAAAGACAUAUCUGCCAAGUUUAAUACUGCCUGCUGUGAAAGGGACAACAUUAGGGAGCAAAACCAGAAGAUGAAGGCUGAAAUCUGUGACCUAAAAGAAACUCUGGAGAGAAAGAUGGUGUCCAACAAGAUAGAGGUGGAGGUGUUGCAGGAAGAGAUAACUUACGCCACUGAGGAGGUUGAGAGACUCACAAAGGUCUGUGAUGAGCAGCAAAGCCUUCUCCAAGCAACGCAAGAGCAAGCAGCGCAAAAGGAGUUAAUCAUAAAGAGUCUAGAGCAGAAGGUGCAACAACAGCAAGAAACUGUCGAGAAAACAGUCAGAAACGGAGGAUUUAAACCCACUGAGCCGACUGUCACACCUAAAUCAGUAAAUCGGACUCCUUGUGGUUUGGGCAGCUUUAACAGAGAUCUGACGGACGUGUUGGAGAGCCAGGAGCGAGAGCUGGAGAACAGGCGCUCCUCCAUGAUGACCAUGGAGCUUCUUCUAGCUGAGCUGAACUCUGAGAGGAGCGCCAAAAACGAGGAGAUCCAAAGGCUCAAGGAGGAGCUGAGAGACAAGGACAUGGUUCGAAUGGAGAUCCAAGGUUUGCUAGAUACGUUUUACACCAAGGAGAGCCAGCUCACUCAGACUGGAAAUAAUAAUAGUGAGGAGUUUGGUGAAGUUCUCAGGCAGACUGUGCUGAAAGAGCUUCAGGAGGAGAGAGCAGAGAAGAACCAAAUAUUGCAGAGGCUGUCUGCUGCUCAAAGAAAAUUGCAGGAACAGGAAUCAUCUUUUGCUCAGUCACAGACCUGCAUUCAAGAGUUAACCACUGAGUUGAGGAACCGCUGCUUGGAGCUGAGAGAGCUAAACCUGAGGGUGUAUGAUGAGGAGAAACUUCUCCAGGAGAACGAGGUGCUGCGUAAGCAGAAUGAAAAACUGUCAGAGGAGAACGGAAAAUUAGUCGGACAUAAGAACCACAAACAGAGGAUUGAAUAUCUGGUCAAACUGAAAAAGGACAAUACUCGACUACAAGAGGAAAAUGAAAAGCUCAGAACAGAGAUCAGCCUAAUACGAGACGACCCUGGCAUCCUGCCGCCAGACAUUAUGUGAAGCCUCGUCUGUUCCAGAUCAACACAUUUUUGAUGAAAUUGUAUUUUUUUAUUCAACAUUUUAAUUCCAGUUCUGAUGGCUCUCUUCUUCUUACAACCCUCUGAUCGAGCUAAUACCGACAUUCCUAGUAUCCUGCAGGGACACCAGCGUUCAUAAAAACGUGUUUAUUUUAAUGUACAUUCAGUCAUUUCUUUCUCAGGCCACAAGUGGUUGUUUUUAAUUUUUGCAUACUGUCAUCUGGUGCUGUAAUGGUCAACUGAUCCCCUGUUUAAUAAACAUAUUGUUUGCUA
Molecule: messenger RNA, 4608 nt
Organism: Girardinichthys multiradiatus
Lineage: Eukaryota; Metazoa; Chordata; Actinopteri; Cyprinodontiformes; Goodeidae
Gene: kif15
Product: kinesin family member 15
Exons: 35
Coding region: 176-4318 (1380 amino acids)
Biological process (GO): microtubule-based movement
Molecular function (GO): microtubule motor activity; microtubule binding; ATP binding
Source: RefSeq, a predicted model, not a curated record